Molecule: messenger RNA, 4128 nt
Organism: Octodon degus (degu)
Lineage: Eukaryota; Metazoa; Chordata; Mammalia; Rodentia; Octodontidae
Gene: Rasgrf1
Product: Ras protein specific guanine nucleotide releasing factor 1
Exons: 27
Coding region: 42-3812 (1256 amino acids)
Biological process (GO): Ras protein signal transduction; positive regulation of GTPase activity
Cellular component (GO): plasma membrane
Molecular function (GO): protein binding; guanyl-nucleotide exchange factor activity
Source: RefSeq, a predicted model, not a curated record
CGGGGAGAGGACGUGAGCGCCGGCCGCGGCCUGCGAGCAUCAUGCAGAAGGGCAUCCGGCUCAACGACGGCCACGUCGCUUCUCUGGGGCUGCUGGCACGCAAGGACGGCACGCGCAAGGGCUACCUGAGCAAGCGGAGCGCGGACAACACGAAAUGGCAGACCAAGUGGUUCGCGCUGCUGCAGAACCUGCUUUUCUACUUCGAGAGCGACUCGAGCUCUCGGCCCUCGGGGCUGUACCUGCUGGAAGGUUGCGUGUGCGACCGCGCGCCCUCGCCCAAGCCGGCGCCCUCGGCCAAGGAGCCGCUGGAGAAGCAGCAUUACUUUACAGUGAACUUCACCCACGAGAACCAGAAAGCUUUGGAGCUGAGGACAGAGGAUGCAAAGGACUGUGACGAGUGGGUGGCAGCCAUCGCCCAUGCCAGCUACCGUACCCUGGCCACGGAGCACGAGGCACUGAUGCAGAAGUACCUGCACCUCCUACAGAUCGUGGAGACAGAAAAGACGGUGGCCAAGCAGCUGCGGCAGCAGAUUGAAGAUGGGGAGGUCGAGAUUGAGCGGCUAAAGGCAGAGAUCACUUCCCUGCUGAAGGACAAUGAGCGCAUCCAGUCCACCCAGACUGUCACCCCCAACGAUGAUGACAGUGACAUCAAGAAGAUUAAGAAGGUGCAGAGCUUCCUGCGGGGCUGGCUGUGCCGGCGGAAGUGGAAGACCAUCAUCCAGGACUAUAUCCGCUCGCCUCACGCUGACAGCAUGCGCAAGAGGAACCAGGUGGUCUUCAGCAUGCUGGAGGCUGAGGCUGAGUAUGUUCAGCAGCUGCACAUCCUUGUCAACAACUUCCUGCGCCCACUGCGCAUGGCAGCCAGCUCCAAGAAGCCUCCCAUCACGCAUGAUGAUGUCAGCAGCAUCUUCCUGAACAGUGAAACCAUCAUGUUUCUGCACCAGAUCUUCUACCAGGGACUGAAGGCCCGCAUCUCCAGCUGGCCCACGCUGGUCCUGGCGGACCUCUUCGACAUCCUGCUGCCCAUGCUUAACAUCUACCAGGAGUUUGUGCGGAACCACCAGUACAGCCUCCAGAUCCUGGCCCACUGCAAGCAGAACCGAGACUUCGACAAGCUGCUGAAGCACUACGAAGCCAAGCCUGACUGUGAGGAGCGUACCCUGGAGACCUUCCUCACCUACCCCAUGUUCCAGAUUCCCAGGUACAUCCUGACACUGCAUGAGCUGCUGGCCCACACACCCCACGAGCACGUGGAGCGCAACAGCCUGGACUACGCCAAGUCUAAACUAGAAGAGCUGUCCAGGGUAAUGCACGAUGAGGUCAGUGAGACAGAGAACAUCCGGAAGAACCUGGCCAUCGAGCGCAUGAUCAUCGAAGGCUGUGAGAUCCUCCUGGACACCAGCCAGACCUUCGUUAGACAAGGUUCCCUCAUCCAGGUGCCCAUGUCAGAGAAGGGCAAAAUCACCAGGGGCCGCCUGGGCUCACUGUCCUUGAGGAAAGAGGGCGAGCGUCAGUGCUUCCUGUUCUCCAAGCACCUCAUCAUCUGCACCCGUGGUUCUGGGGGGAAGCUGCACCUGACCAAGAAUGGAGUCAUAUCCCUCAUCGACUGCACUUUGUUGGAGGACCCGGAAAGCUCAGAGGAGGAAGCCAAAGGAUCUGGCCAAGACAUAGACCACUUGGAUUUUAAGAUCGGGGUGGAGCCCAAGGAUUCCCCACCCUUCACAGUCAUUCUGGUGGCCUCAUCCAGGCAGGAGAAAGCAGCAUGGACCAGUGACAUCAGCCAGUGUGUGGACAACAUCCGGUGCAAUGGGCUCAUGAUGAAUGCAUUUGAGGAAAACUCCAAGGUCACAGUGCCACAGAUGAUCAAAUCUGAUGCCUCCUUGUAUUGUGAUGAUGUUGACAUUCGCUUCAGCAAGACCAUGAACUCCUGCAAAGUGCUGCAGAUCCGGUAUGCCAGCGUCGAGCGGCUGCUGGAGCGGCUCACUGAUCUGCGCUUCUUGAGCAUCGACUUCCUCAACACUUUCCUGCAUUCUUACCGUGUCUUCACCUCAGCCAUUGUGGUACUGGACAAACUCAUCGCCAUCUACAGAAGGCCCAUCAGCGCCAUCCCUGCCAGGUCACUGGAGCUUCUAUUUGCUAGCGGCCAGAACAACAAACUCCUGUACGGUGAACCCCCCAAGUCUCCACGUGCCACUCGCAAGUUCUCCUCACCACCGCCGCUGUCCAUCAGCACAUCCUCCCCCAGCCGCCGGCGGAAGCUGUCCCUGAACAUCCCUAUCAUCACAGGCGGCAAGGCCCUGGAUCUGGCUGCCCUCAGCUGCAGCUCCAAUGGCUACACCAGCAUGUACUCAGUCAUGUCUCCCUUCAGCAAGGCCACACUGGACACCAGCAAGCUCUACGUGUCCAGCAAUUUCACCAGCAAGAUUCCGGACGAGGGUGACACAACUCCAGAGAGACCUGAAGAGCCCUCUGCUCCCAACAAGCAGACCUCUGAAUUCUCCGUAAGAGAAGAGUUAGAUACUGAUCAAAACCAGAGCGAUGAGGGGGAUGCGGAGACAUCACCAACGAAAUCCCCAACAACACCCAAGUCGGUCAAAAGCAAAAAUUCUUCAGAGUUUCCGCUGUUCUCCUACAACAAUGGAGUUGUGAUGACCUCUUGUCGCGAGCUGGACAGUAACCGCAGUGCCCUGUCAGCCACCUCUGCCUUUGCCAUAGCAACUGCAGGGGCCAACGAGGGCACCCCAAACAAAGAGAAGUACCGGAGGAUGUCCUUAGCCAGCGUAGGCUUCCCUCCUGACCAGAGGAAUGGGGACAAGGAGUUUGUGAUCCGCAGAGCAGCCACCAACCGCGUGCUGAAUGUGCUCCGCCACUGGGUCUCCAAGCAUGCUCAGGACUUCGAGACCAACAGUGAGCUCAAGUGCAAGGUGAUCAGCUUCCUGGAGGGGGUCAUGCAUGACCCCGAGCUCCUGACACAGGAACGGAAGGCUGCAGCCAACAUUAUCAGGACUCUGACCCAGGAGGACCCUGGCGACAACCAGAUCACGCUGGAGGAGAUCACACAGAUGGCAGAAGGCAUGAAGCCGGAGCCCUUUGAGAACCACUCAGCCCUGGAAAUUGCAGAGCAACUGACCCUGCUGGACCACCUGGUCUUCAAGAAGAUUCCUUACGAGGAGUUCUUUGGACAGGGUUGGAUGAAGCUGGAGAAGAACGAGAGGACCCCCUACAUCAUGAAGACCACCAAGCACUUCAACGAUAUCAGCAACUUGAUUGCUUCUGAAAUCAUCCGUAACGAGGACAUCGGUGCCCGGGCCAGCGCCAUCGAGAAGUGGGUGGCUGUGGCCGACAUCUGCCGCUGCCUGCACAACUACAACGCUGUGCUGGAGAUCACCUCCUCCAUGAACCGCAGCGCCAUCUUCCGGCUCAAGAAGACGUGGCUCAAAGUCUCUAAGCAGACAAAGGCCUUGAUUGAUAAGCUCCAAAAGCUUGUGUCAUCAGAGGGCAGAUUUAAGAAUCUCAGAGAAGCUCUGAAAAACUGUGACCCGCCCUGUGUCCCUUACCUGGGAAUGUACCUCACUGACCUGGCCUUCAUCGAGGAGGGGACACCAAACUACACAGAGGAUGGCCUGGUCAACUUCUCCAAGAUGAGGAUGAUAUCCCACAUUAUCCGAGAGAUACGCCAGUUCCAGCAAACUGCCUAUAAAAUCGAGCACCAAGCAAAGGUAACCCAGUAUCUACUGGACCAGUCUUCUGUGAUGGACGAAGAGAGCCUCUAUGAGUCUUCUCUCCGAAUAGAACCUAAACUCCCCACCUGAAGCUCCAGCCAGACCCAGCCCCUCGUGUGGACAUGUGCUAUAUGAUAGUGUACAUAUUUGUUUGGUUUCUCUGGAUUUUCCUCCUCAGUAUGUGCUUCUCCAAGACUACAGAUCCGUUCCUGUACUUAGGUUCCUAUAGACCUGGAAUAUGAGUUUCUGCACCAUCUCAGACUCUGACCCUGCAGUGCCUGUUUCUUCAAACACUGUCCUCCUGAUCCACCCUCCAGACCUGCGGGGAGGUGGCACCCACUGGCCGGAGUCUUCAGCUCCAGGCCUGCUUUGUCCUCUCUCCCCAGAGCCCAGGCCCUGGCCGCUC